Molecule: messenger RNA, 1542 nt
Organism: Mesorhabditis belari
Lineage: Eukaryota; Metazoa; Nematoda; Chromadorea; Rhabditida; Rhabditidae
Source: the annotation of a GenBank genome assembly
AUGAGCCUGGUUAAAGAGAACGGCGGCGGCGACUCGGAUCCGGAAGCUCGACAACCCAAUUCUUACGAAAGCGAAGAGGAAAUCGACGACGAGGAAGAGGAAAUCGACGACGAGGAAGGGGAAAUCGACGACAAGGAAGAGCAAGAGAACGACGAAAAUAACGAGUCUAAAAGGAGAGAGAUUUCCUUUGACAAAAAUCCCACGAUGGUGUCAAAAUAUCUCCGUGAAGAGGUGAUCGACUUUCUGCGAAAGAAAGAUGAUCAAAGUGUUUACGUGGUGCAAACCAAGAAAGGAAUCAAAUAUGAACUACAUGUCGAGAUGUUCCAAAGUUUGGUCACUUCAGUCAGUAGAGAACAAGCCUUCUUGGUUUCGGCGAUGAAAAAGAGCUGCGUUGAAUAUUUUGGUGGACGAAUCGUCGACGUUGGCAUGCAAGAUAUCCGUAAACAAUUUUUGCGCUACUACGUGCAGAAGAAGAACGAAACCUCGGUAGACCUGGAUACAAUGCUGCACAUGCUUGUGGACCGCGGUGGAACUCCGGACAUCGGAUUUGUUAAAUGGGUCCUAUCCGAAAUCGUUAAAGUGUUGACGUACGCUUAUCACUGUGGUUGCGUUGUCGAGAAUUUAGAAGUGACGAUGUUUGCCUAUGAUCCGGUUAGAAAAGUGUUGCGCUUAAAGGAUUUAUCAUCGAUUGCCACAAAAGGAUUCGUAUUUCCAGCUUCAGAACCAACAAACCGCGUGAGGACGAAAGAAGAGCAAUUUGAACAAGGCUUUGUACAAUUGUAUGUCAACUCUGUAAGAUUGGUGUGGCAAGAAAUGUUUCGGCUGGCUAAUGGCUACAAUGUCAGCUCGGAUAUUAUUGGGAGGACCUUCAAAGCCGUCGAUAAAAUGGUCAAGCAAAACCUCAAGCAAGUGGAUGACCUCCGCGUAAUGGAUCCUAAAGUUGCUGAAAUUAUGCACCCAUGGUUGUUUCAAAUACUCGUCGUUAUUCAGAAAGCCACAUCGAGCGUAGAGAAGCUCAUCAAUAACAUGAGUGGCGUCACGCAAAGAGCUUUAUUUGACAUCCUCAAGCCGAUUUUUACUGAAGUCGGUUUAGCCGAAUCAAUUGAUGCAGCGGAAAAGACGAAUUUGGACGAGGCAAUGGAAAGGGCAAGAGACGAGCAAAUGAGAACUGCACAAUUGGAAUCGAUCGACGAGCAUCGCAAAAAAUGUUUGAUGCAUGAGUAUGGUAACCGCUUGAAGAGACUGAGCGAAAACAAUCGACUCAGCGACGAGUACAUGGAGAAAGCAAAGGCCGAUAGAGGACCCUUCGAUGUGCCACUUGAGAAACUUUCGAUUGCCGAAGCAAAACAUCCCUACUUCACUUAUGCAUCUCAAGAAAAAAAGAAAAGCAAGAAAAAACACGUCGAUGAUACUAAAUCAGAAGAGAAAAUGGAGGAAAGCGACGAAGACGCUUACGAAGACGAAGACGUUUACGAAGUCGAAGACGACAAUAGUUUCGAGACUGAGUCUGACCUUGAUGAGCCAGCAACGAAAAUUAAAAGC